This is a messenger RNA of Adelges cooleyi (spruce gall adelgid), 312 nucleotides long. Its product is annotated as histone H4-like. The transcript has a single exon. Lineage: Eukaryota; Metazoa; Arthropoda; Insecta; Hemiptera; Adelgidae. The record is from RefSeq and is a predicted model, not a curated record. Gene Ontology annotation, molecular function: DNA binding; protein heterodimerization activity; structural constituent of chromatin. Bases 1 to 312 code for a protein of 103 amino acids. Gene Ontology annotation, biological process: nucleosome assembly.
AUGACUGGAUGCGGCAAAGGAGGAAAAGGUUUGGGAAAAGGAAGCGCCAAACGUCGUCGUAAAGUGAUCCGGGACAACAUCCAAGGAAUCACCAAGCCGGACAUUCGUCGGUUAGCUCGCCGCGGUGGUGUUAAACGUAUCUCCGGUCUGAUCUACGAAGAGAUCCGCGGAGUUUUGAAAACGUUCCUGGAAAAGGUGAUCUUUGACGCAAUCGCCUACACCGACCACGCCAAUAGAAAGACCGUCACCGCCAUGGACGUGAUCUACGCUUUGAAACGCCAAGGCCGCGCCUUGUACGGUUUCGGAGGUUAA